Rhizophagus irregularis DAOM 181602=DAOM 197198 is the source of this 1494-nucleotide messenger RNA. RefSeq lists its product as uncharacterized. The record is from RefSeq and is a predicted model, not a curated record. NCBI's taxonomy places the organism in Eukaryota, Fungi, Glomeromycota, Glomeromycetes, Glomerales, Glomeraceae.
UAAAUGUUGUAUUUAAAAAAGAAAUUUUUAAUAAGGCAAAAAAAAGAAAUCUUUUAGAAAAAGAAAUUUACAAAUUAUUCAUUAGUCAAUGUAAAAAUAUUAAAGAAUUAGAGUGGCAAACUUCUAAACCUCUACCAUUAUUUUCAGGAGCCCUAACAUGUUUCCCUCAACUCUAUAAUCUAAGUAUUGAUUUAUAUUCAGUAAAUUCCAACAAUCUUCGUGAGAUGGCAGAGAUUUGCAAAGAUUUAAACAAAUUAUGUGUUUACAAUUAUUCUCAAAGUGUUCCCGGGUUGAUUUCUUUAAUUGAUGCACAAAGAAAUUUAAAAAGUUUUUCAUUUAGUUCUCAUAUUAAGAAAGGAAUAACAUGUGAAGAACUAAGUACAGCAUUAACAAGAAAAGGUCGUACAAUUAAUAAUCUUUUUUUACAUGGUUCAAUUGGGGUUAUUUCACAUUCAUUUUUAACGUCACUUAUCAAUCUAAAAGAUUUAACAAUUUAUCAUGAUUGUGAAAGUUAUAAAGGAAUUAAAGAAUUCCAAAAAUAUUUAGCAAAUUCAGAAUUUCCAGAUCUCAACUCACUUGGUAUAUAUGAUGAUUUUUUAUGUUUUAAGGAAAUGGCAAUGUUAAUUGAAAAAACCAAAGGAAAUAUUUCAUAUUUCUCUGUUUAUACAUCUAAUAAAUCUGCUGAGGGUACAGGAAUGUUAAUUAAUGCUAUUUCUAAUUUUUGUCCAAAGAUAGAAUACCUAACUACAUAUCUUGGUCCUAAAGAUUUAAUUUAUGUAAAAGCAUUAUUAAUGAAUUGCAAAAAUUUAUUAAGUUUACAUCUUAAUAGUUUGAAUGAGACUAGCGAUAUAGGAGAUGAAUUAUUAGAUAAUUUAACAAAAUUUUCUCCAAAAUCUUUAACUUAUGUAACAAUUAGUGGGGAUUGGAAGUAUUCUAUUGAUGCUUUUAAAAAAUUUUUUGAAAGUUAUAGGGAACGAAAAUUACUUUGUUUUAAUAUCGAUAAUUAUAUUGGAGAACAUUUUACAACAGAACAUACAGAUGUUGUUAAAAAAUACUUUAAUGAAGAGAUAAUAGUAAAUUCAAAUCUUUUAUUUUAAUUAUAUAUUCGUCCGGAAGUUAUCUUAUAUGUAAGAGCUCGUGAUCCUGUAAAUUUACGUAGGUUUACAAAAAAAUUUCCUGAUGUUUAUUAAGAUAAUUACAUAAUUACAAGUAUUAGUUCAAUGAAGCUUAAAAAUCAAAAUUAGCAUAAGGUUUGCGACUUAAUAAGGAUUAUUAUAGAAAUUACUUGUAUAUUUUUAAAAAAAUAAAAUAAGAAUCCCUUUCGCUGACAUAUAAAUGUUUAUAAAGAAAUUUGCUCGUCUUGUAACAAAUGAAGUGAAGUUAUCGUAAAAGAUAACAUUUACGUUACAUAAGCGUAAAGUGUAAACUUUUUUUCAAAUUUUAUUGAAAUUAUUCCUUAAUUCGGACAUAAUGGUGGAUUCGACCUAUGAAAAU